Messenger RNA from Adineta ricciae, 774 nucleotides. The record is from the annotation of a GenBank genome assembly. Lineage: Eukaryota; Metazoa; Rotifera; Eurotatoria; Adinetida; Adinetidae.
AUGUCUUCGACAGAGCCCGGUCUUUAUGAAAAUGUCGACGCUUCAACACGACAAGCCUAUGAACGGUUUGUCGAAUUUGAGCGUUUGAUGAAAUCAUACUCGGCACAAUCAUCACCACACUCACGUCUAAAUCCAACACCACUUGGUCUUUGUGCGUUUGCAUUGACGACAUUUAUUCUUUCGAUGUACAAUGCAGGCGUCGGAAUACCUGUAACAGCUUCACAUGGUGUUGUUAUGGGUCUCGCUCUUUUCUACGGUGGUUUAAUUCAACUCAUAGCUGGUUUACUAGAAUUUCGAAUUGGAAAUAAUUUCGGUGCGUUGGCUUUUUGCUCGUAUGGUGGCUUUUGGCUUGGAUUAUCUUCGUUAUACAGUGGAUUUUUCGGUUUUAUAACUUACAUGGAUUCAACAACAGUGAACCAAGCAUUUGGUGUAUUUUUUCUCGCUUGGACGAUUUUUACAGCAGCUAUGCUCGUCUCAUCUCUUCGAACGAAUGUUGCUCUAGUUGCAUUAUUUGCGUUUUUAACCCUCACAUUUAUUCUUCUUACAGCGUGUAAGUUUCAAAACAACGAUUACAACCUACAACGAGCAGCGGGUGCUUUUGGAAUCAUUACAUCUAUCAUUGCUUGGUAUGCAGCUUUUGCCAGUUUACUCAAACAAGGAGAGAACUCGUACUUUUCACUGCCUGUGUAUAAUUUAGCACCUCAAGUAUCGCAAGUGCCAACAAUUGUGAUUGAUAAACCAUCAAGGUCGAACAUUCGUUCUCAAAAAAUGUAA